Molecule: messenger RNA, 1251 nt
Organism: Lathyrus oleraceus (garden pea)
Lineage: Eukaryota; Viridiplantae; Streptophyta; Magnoliopsida; Fabales; Fabaceae
Exons: 1
Coding region: 86-1024 (312 amino acids)
Source: RefSeq, a predicted model, not a curated record
ACAAAGAUUUUGUUUCUCUCUUGCUUCACUCAAAAUUAGACCGUUACAAAAAAUCAAAACUUUUUUCACUUUAACAACUUCAACAAUGAUGAAAAGUCAAAGAAUCCCAAUAAGAACUUACCAAAAAAGCACUUAUUCAAUCAAACACUGUGAUUUCAAGUUCAACAUUUCAUCAUCAGAUUCAAAACCGACUACUAUCAUGUCAAAUAGAAACACUGUUCUUGAACCUCUUCUUCAUGUCCUUGAUCCCAUUUCAUUGAUCCUUAACCAUAAUUCAAAUUCAGACCAACCUUGUCCUCUUAGGUUCACCUCUUUAGAAGAUAGCUUCGUUAUGGAGAGAGGACCGAAUUAUAAUGCAUAUGCUGAAUUGAGGGAAAAGAAGUUGCGGUUAAGAUGUUUGAUGGAAGUUCAAGAAGAGAAUUCGGAGAUUGAAGUUGAACCAGCGAAACUUGCCACUACAAUAACGAAACAGGUUAGGUUUCAAGAAGAACGUUUUGAGAUUGAAUCAGAGAAACUUGUAGCACCAACAAGGAAAAAUGUGAAAUUUCAAGGUGGAUUAGCUUAUGGGAGAAGAGGGUCUUUGGAACAAGAACCAAAACUUGUAGCCCCAACAAGGAAAGAGGUUAAAUUUCAAGGUGGUUUGGCUAGUGGGAGAAAAGGGUCUUAUGCUGUUGCUCAAUCUGUGCCUGAUUUCUCUGCAGUAUUGAGGAAAGAAAAUAGGAAGCCGACAAAUAUUCUGCCUUCGGUGAUGGAGACGAAGACACCACCGCCUUCGAAGAGUAGUUUCUAUAAGGAUAAUAACAUGGCAGGGUCAAGUUCGAGAGGAAGUAAGUCAGAGAGUGCAAAGGAGAAGAAGAAAACGAUUGGCGGAGGCAGUGUUUUGAUGGGAAGGAAGAGUUAUGCUAGCUUGGAUGAGCUUAAGAGUUUGUCUUCUGCUACUGCAAUUGCCAUCAAUGGUGAAAGUAGAGGAGGAAGGAAUAGUAGAGUUUUGAGGAAGACAGUUUCAGUUCACAGACAGUUUUGAAUGUGAGGUUCCUUAAAGUUUGGAUUUUUUUCUUAAUUGUGUGUUGAAUAUGAGAUGCUGUGGUGAUUGUUCUUCUGUUUCUCUUUUGUUUUUCAAUAUUCAUUCUAUUUGGCUUCUUGAAUUACUUUCGAGUGUUUUACUACUAUACUAUAUGUAAAGCUUUGAUGUAAGUAAGAUUGUUGAUUGCUAUAACACAAAUAUUAUACAAAAAAUACAUAGUUUUAUCA